AUGGGGGCCGCGCCGGUGCCCGACGGGCAGUACACGGCCGCGGUGUACGGGCUGAUCCGUGCCGGACGCUGCGGGGAGGCGGCGGCGCUGCUGAGCCGCGAGCUGCAGAGGAGCAGCCGCUCGCGGGGCGGCCUCUCGCUGCUGGGCUACUGCUACUACCAGCUGCAGGACUUCGCCGCGGCGGCCGAGUGCUACGAGCAGCUGGCGGCCCUGCACCCCGAGCUCGACGCGUACCGCCUGUACCUGGCGCAGGCCCUCUACAAGGCCGGGCUGUACGCCGAAGCGCUGCGGGCCGCCAGCCCGCUGCUGGACCGGCCCUCCUACCAGGGCCGGGCCCUGCGCCUCCAGGCCGCCGUCCACUACGGGCAGGGCGACCUGGCGGCAGCCAAGAGCCUGGUGGAAGAGGCGCUGGCCGUAGACAGCGGCCUCGGGACGGCCGAGGACCCCUCGGAGCGGGCAGACGCCGAGAUCAACCUGGGCUGUCUGCUGUACCGGCAGGGGCGGCACGAAGAGGCCGGCGGGAAGUUCGCAGGUGCCAUGCAGGUGCUGGGCUACUGCCCGGAGCUGUCCUACAACAUGGCGCUCUGCUGCUACGCCACCAAGCAGUACGCCCCUGCCCUCAAGCACAUCUCUGAUAUAAUCGAGUGCGGCAUCCACCAGCAUCCCGAGCUCAGCGUGGGCAUGACCACCGAGGGCAUCGACGUGCGCAGCGUGGGCAACACCCUGCUCCUGCACCGCACGGCCCUGGUGGAGGCCUUCAACCUGAAGGCUGCCAUCGAGUACCAGCUGCACAACCGGAAGGCGGCCCAGGAGGCGCUCACCGAUAUGCCGCCGAGAGCCGAGGAGGAGCUGGAUCCGGUCACGCUCCACAACCAAGCGCUAAUAAACAUGGACACCCAGCCCACAGAGGGCUUUGAGAAACUGCAGUUUCUUUUGCUGCAGAACCCCUGCCCACCAGAAACCUUUGGAAACUUGCUGCUCCUCUACUGCAAGCAUCAGUACUAUGACUUGGCAGCUGACGUGCUGGCAGAGAACGCCCAUCUAACCUACAAACUGCUCACACCUUACUUGUACAACUUCUUGGAUGCUGUUAUUACUUGUCAGACUGCCCCUGAGGAGGCUUUCUACAAGCUGGAUGACGCAGCAGGGAUGCUGACCGAGCAGCUGAGGAAACUCACAAAGCAAAUACAGGAAGCUAGGCAAAACUGGGAUGAUGAAGCUGUAAAAAAGGCUGUUAAUGAGUAUGAUGAGACUUUGGAUAAAUAUAUACCCGUGUUGAUGGCCCAGGCUAAAAUUUAUUGGGACAUGAAGAACUACACAAUGGUAGAAAAGAUUUUCCGCAAAUCAGUGGAGUUCUGUAAUGAACACGAGGUAUGGAAGCUCAACGUGGCUCACGUACUUUUCAUGCAAGAAAACAAGUACAAAGAGGCUAUUAGCUUCUAUGAGCCAAUAGUUAAAAAGCACUAUGAUAACAUUCUUAAUGUUAGUGCCAUCGUGUUAGCUAAUCUCUGUGUUUCCUACAUCCUGACAAGCCAGAACGAAGACGCAGAGGAGCUGAUGAGGAAGAUUGAGAAGGGGGAAGAGCAACUGUCCUAUGAUGAUCCUGAUAAAAAUAUCUACCAUCUUUGUAUUGUCAAUCUAGUCAUUGGUACUCUUUAUUGUGUGAAAGGAAACUACGACUUUGGUAUUUCGAGGGUCAUUAAAAGCCUGGAGCCAUAUAACAAAAAACUAAGCACUGAUACAUGGUAUUAUGCCAAAAGAUGUUUUCUGUCCUUGCUAGAGAACAUGUCCAAGCACAUGAUCAUGCUACGUGACAGUGUCAUUCAAGAGUGUGUCCAAUUUCUGAAGCAAUGUGAACUGUAUGGAAGAAACAUCCCAGCUGUCAUUGAGCAGCCCCUCGAGGAGAACAGGAUGCACAGUGGGAAAAAUACCGUUACAUACGAAGCCAGGCAUUUGAGGGCACUGAUGUAUAAAAUUGUGGGAUGGACUGCAUGAACAACAUUCCUGUACAGUACAAAAAAAAGAACCUUGUGUGUUUUUUCCUUAAGCUUGUGAGAUGAUGUUCACCCUGGUAUAGUUUUCUUGAUUGCUUAUAUUUAAAGAUUUGUAUCCUGUAUUUCAACAAUAUUCAGUGUAACAUUAAAUAUAUGCUCAAAUUGAACAUGUACGAAGUAAUUGGAGGCGUUCUCAGUCAUGUCAAAUACACCUUAAGAUGUGCUGAUCAAGAAUUUCACUACAGAAAUACCAUAGAACAUUUUAUAGGUGAAAACUCUGUCCCCAUGACAGUUUGACGAAGUUUCUUUAUGUUAAUUGGCAGUUUAAAAUAAUUUGCAAUCCAUCUCUUCUAGCACAGAUACUGAAGAAACAAAGUUCUCUAGUUUGUGCCAGUGUGUGAGAAGUUUCUCUUCUGCUUUUUCUGAGGUAUUCUUAAUAUGCUGCACAUUAUGUUGAUUGUAUACUCAAACAUUAAA
This is a messenger RNA of Centrocercus urophasianus (Greater sage-grouse), 2471 nucleotides long. RefSeq names its product tetratricopeptide repeat domain 30B (gene IFT70B). Gene Ontology annotation, cellular component: axonemal microtubule; intraciliary transport particle B. Gene Ontology annotation, molecular function: intraciliary transport particle B binding; protein binding. The record is from RefSeq and is a predicted model, not a curated record. Lineage: Eukaryota; Metazoa; Chordata; Aves; Galliformes; Phasianidae. The transcript has a single exon. The coding region runs from base 1 to 1995 and encodes 664 amino acids. Gene Ontology annotation, biological process: intraciliary transport.